AUGACCACCGCCCAUCGUCCCACCUUCGAUCCGGCCAGAGGCAAAGAAGCUCUCCGCGGCCCGGCCUACCACCAACGCCUCCUCCCAGCGCACACCCAACUCAAGUUCCGCCAAGCAGGCCAGGGCGGCAACGCGGACGAAGAAUCUAGCGACCUCAGAGCCGAGCUCCUCGCCGCCGAGGCUGCCCACUUUGCCAAAAAGAACGGCGGCGCGCCUCCCCCGUCCGCAGACGACGAUGCCGACGCGCCCUCGGGCGGCGUAAAGCGUGCCCUCGAGGCCGGGUCGCAAGCAGACGCAGAAGAGGACUUUGAAGCGAAGCGGAGGAGGAUAUUAGAAGAGUCGCGGGAUGUUGAUGCAUCUUCAGACGAGGAAGGGGACGAAGAGGACGAUGACGACGACGACGAUAGUGACGAGGACAGCGACGACGAGGAGGCGGAGCUGCAGCGCGAGAUGGAGAAGAUUCGACGCGAGAGGGCGGAGAAGAGGGAGAAAGAAGAGAGGGAGAGGGCUAAGGUCGAGGAGGAGGCGCGGGAGAGGGACAUUGCGCUGGGUAACCCACUGUUGAAUAAGCCUGAUUUCAACAUGAAGAGGCGGUGGGACGACGAUGUCGUUUUCAAGAACCAGGCGAGGGGAACGGAGGAGAAGGGCAAGGGCAAGGAGUUUGUCAACGAUCUCCUGCGCUCCGACUUCCACAAGCGGUUUAUGAGCAAGUAUGUUAGAUAG
Colletotrichum paranaense is the source of this 723-nucleotide messenger RNA. RefSeq names its product Cwf15/Cwc15 cell cycle control protein. The transcript has 3 exons. Bases 1 to 723 code for a protein of 240 amino acids. The record is from RefSeq and is a predicted model, not a curated record. Gene Ontology annotation, molecular function: RNA binding. Lineage: Eukaryota; Fungi; Ascomycota; Sordariomycetes; Glomerellales; Glomerellaceae. Gene Ontology annotation, cellular component: catalytic step 2 spliceosome. Gene Ontology annotation, biological process: mRNA cis splicing, via spliceosome.